Molecule: messenger RNA, 1341 nt
Organism: Malus domestica (apple)
Lineage: Eukaryota; Viridiplantae; Streptophyta; Magnoliopsida; Rosales; Rosaceae
Product: protein ASPARTIC PROTEASE IN GUARD CELL 2-like
Biological process (GO): proteolysis
Molecular function (GO): aspartic-type endopeptidase activity
Source: RefSeq, a predicted model, not a curated record
AUGGCCAAAACCCUAAUCCCAAAUAUUUUUCUUGUGCUUGUAGUUUUGAUCUCCCUGGGCACGAAUGCCCUAAGUGACAAAGGAGUCGCAAGGUUUCCUCUAUACCAUAGAGAAAAGUUCAUGGCAUCACAUUUCAAGGACCAUCACUCCCUCGUCAAAGCUCGAUUGGCCCGGGAUAGGGCACGCUUCAAACUCCUUCAUCAACGUCAUCUCCAGCACUCGAAUUCUGCUCCAUUUCUACGCCCAAACGUCGAUUUCAAUGAGACCAACGUGUUCGAGGAAGGCGGGGAGUAUGUGACCGUUUUGAAAGUGGGAAAUCCACCACAAAAAGUGCAACUUCUUGUAGACAUGGGCACACCCUUCACAUGGUGGCAGUGCCAACCAGGGUGCACCCAAUGCUACUCAACACCACACCAUAUUUUUGAUACGAGCAUGUCAUCCACGUACACUCAGACUGAUUGCUCUAAUGGAUCAUGUGAUGUACAGCAGCUCUACAUACAAGGUUGUGUUCGUCGUGGUGAGCAUCAGUGUCGUUUCAGCGUUCAUUAUGUAGAUCGAUCUGUCUCCGAAGGUAUCAUGGCCACAGAUACCAUAUCUACCGAUGAGGGUGUGCAUCUCAGUAACAAUUUCUCUUUCGGAUGUGGAAGUCGUAUUACAGGUAUAGACAUGUUCAAUGAGGCCGCGACUGGAAUCAUAGGCUUCGUACCGGGUGGAUAUUCAUUUCCGACUCAACUCCAAGCUAACAAUUUUACCUUCUUUCUGCCUUAUUACAAUACAACCGACGGUGGAACGUUGGACUUGAAUUAUUACGACGAAUUCCGGUUUCGACAUUCGAGUACAGCAAUUCUGGACAUCAGAAUGGACCGUUAUUAUUUGUUGUUCAGUGGGAUAGAAAUGAACGAGGUAGCAAUUCCAAUUCCUCCUGAAUUCUGGGAAUUUGAUUCCGAUGGUGUUGGGGGUGUGACUAUUGACACAGGGACUACAAUCACCAAGUUUCCCGAGAAGGCCUAUGACAUAUUCAAGGACUACUUCAUCCGCAAGGCUCAGGGUUUGCCCCGAGCGCCCGGCGAAGAUCAGUUAGACACUUGUUUUUAUGUGAAAGGUCUCUACGAGUGGACUGACCUCGUUCCCAAGGUUAAAUUUUUGUUUAAGGUGAGGAAUCCGCCGUUGAAGUUGGACGUUCGUCAGGUUGUCAUGGCUGUGAGCCACGACAAGUACUGCCUUGCAUUUGCCGCCGGUGGAAGAACCUCAAUAAUUGGAAGCUGGCAGCUUCAGGGGUCUUAUAUUGGAUUUAAGCUUCCUAGUCAUGUUCUAGGAAUUCAACCUAGAAGUUCUUACUAA